AUGGCAUCUAGUCGCCAGUACGAUAUUGUUCUCCUUGGAGCAACGGGCUUCACGGCCGGUUUCGUGGCGGAGUACAUUGCUAUGAACUUGCCCAUUGAUCUCCGCUGGGCUGUCGCAGGUAGAGACACGAAGAAGCUCGAGAGUCUCCGAGGAAAACUCUUCGACCUCAACCCGGGUCGUUCAAAACCAGGCAUCGAACAGACCAACGUCAAGAUCGACGACGUAUCUACACUUGCAUCGCGUACCAAAGUACUCAUCAACGCCAUCGGGCCAUAUACGUGUUAUGGCGAGGCAGUUCUCUCAGCGUGUGCGAUGAGCGGGACAAGCUAUGUGGACUUUUGCACCGAGACGCCCUGGUUGGAGGAAAUGAUAUCAAAGUACUCGGACAUUGCCAAACAAACUUCGGCACGCAUCAUCCCAGCGAUAGGCAAUUCCAGCUCGCCGUCCUCCAUCGUCGCAUAUCUCCUCUCCGUGCAGUAUCGCAAAAUGCACGACAGACCGGUGGAGGAUAUCAGGUGCUCAUACGAGUUGAAAAUUAAUGGAAUAAGUGCAGGGUCCCUGUCUAGUAUUCUUGAGGUCGUAACGCACUACGGCAUCAGCCCGUUGCUAUUCCCAGACCCGUAUCGGUUAUGUUCAACAAGCAAAAAACCCCGCAGCCCAACGACCAGAAAGCCAUUUCUUGGCCACUGCAAAGACGAGCGUCUCGGUCAUCUGGCGACGUCCUUUGGCGCGCCGGGAAACGAGGCGGUGGUCUACAGGAGUCAACAUCUCCAACCGUCGGUGUAUGGAGACCGUGUGUCGUACCACGAGUUCAUGCCUGCGUCGAGCGCAUUCCAAGCCAUCAUGAUCCAUGUGUUUACCAGGUUCAUGAUCAUCCUGCUCUGCUUCGGGCCCGUCCGUGCCCUGAUCGGAUAUCUGAAACCUGCUCCCGGCACCGGUCCUUCGAAGGAAGUCUCCCAGGGCGAGAAGAUUGAAGUCAUAGCAGUGACGAAGAACGAAAGAGAUCUGCUUGCCAAAUACUCUUUCCACGGGCCAAUGUAUUUUCACUCCGCUCUACUCGCAGCAGAGGCAGCAAUGGCCCUUCUUGACUUGUGGGGUGCUGACGAGCAGGACCGAGCAGGUGAAGACGGUGAGAGGCAGUAUGGUAUCCUCACUCCGAGUUGUCUGGGUAUGCCAUUCGUGUCGAAACUCAAGAAAGCCGGCGUCAAGAUUGAAGUUUACACAUCAUGA
Exophiala spinifera is the source of this 1230-nucleotide messenger RNA. RefSeq lists its product as uncharacterized. The record is from RefSeq and is a predicted model, not a curated record. Lineage: Eukaryota; Fungi; Ascomycota; Eurotiomycetes; Chaetothyriales; Herpotrichiellaceae. Gene Ontology annotation, biological process: glycolipid biosynthetic process. The coding region runs from base 1 to 1230 and encodes 409 amino acids. The transcript is spliced from 2 exons. Gene Ontology annotation, cellular component: plasma membrane; mitochondrion; lipid droplet.